AUGCCAAAACAAGACGGUCAAACCGGUCAAGACCAAGAAGUUUCAAUUCAGAGGAGUUGUUCCUACUUUGGUUCCACUGUUGUCGCAAGGGGAUUACUGCGUGUACAAGAGAUUCCUCAGGUUCAAAUAAUGGUGGGAGAAUUCUGCCCGCGACUUGUAGACUAUAUUGUCCUUGUUGGAUCUCAUUCUACCAACCGUACUAGUUCAUCCAUCCAAACUCCAGUUAUUUUGAAUCGAUUUCCUCCGACGGACCACGAGGAUUUUGUUUUGCCUCCUGAUGUUGCCUUAUUUUGUCAACCUGAGGGUUGCUUCAACGUCGUUGGUUCCCGACCAGCGAGAGCAAAUUCAGACUCUUCUACGCCAGUGCGCAUGCCGAUCUCUUUCGUUUUCACAUUGACAGACAAAGAAUCCAACAAAGUUCGCUAUGGCGUGUGUCUUAAUUUUCUCAGACCGAUUCCUCGUCGUCCUGAGGGACGGAAACACAGUACUUCAAGCGUUCCGGCUGUUGGAGAGAUGCCUCGUCGGACGUCGGACGUGGAAUUUUCUCAGUUACCUCUCCCGAGAAAUUCAGAUCGUCGACAGGAGGAUACCGGGUUACAUGAAAAGAAGACACAGCGCGCCAGGAGUUCAGUUCGUUUACGGACGCACACCCUAACUUCUCUAUGCCUUAUCACCCAUCACCCGUUCUUCACUAAAUUCCGCGCGUUGGUUGAGUUCUUACACACACUUAUUCACAAAUUGCACGAACGAAGUCGUUCCAAACGGUCAGACAGGGAAACCGUUUGGGGAGUUUUGGCGGGAGGGAUCCCUUCGACGACUUCUUCGUUGGUCACUCGCAGUGUCCAAGAAAUAGAAAUCUGGAUGUUGCGUUUGUUAAGCGCGCCCGCUCCAGUCCCCGGGAAGACCUGUAUUCAUUUGGCUGUUCAACCAAAAGCUCUAAUGAAGCCGUUGAUAUUCGCACUUCCCGACAAAUCUCGACUCCCUUUGGUUGAUUUCCCGUUGCAUUUGCCAAUUCAACUCUUGGGAAUUUCGAGGACACUGCGAAUCCUCGUUUGUUUGCUACUUGAACAGAAGGUGGUGCUGCAAUCUUCAGACUACAACAAACUGUCCAUCUGCGUUCUGGCCCUCACUGCAUUGCUCUAUCCGUUGCAAUACAUGUUUCCGAUUAUCCCACUUCUUCCACCGUGUAUGCCAGAUGCGGAACAGCUUCUAAUCGCCCCAACGCCGUACAUAAUCGGUGUACCCACAUCGUUCUACACAGCCCGAAAAGUCUUUCGAAUGCCCAAAGAUGUUUGGGUGGCAAACUUGGACACACAACAGCUUUCCUACCCAGAAGUAAUGGAAGUACUCCCCGAUCUGCCGGAAACUGAGUGCCACAGUAUAGUUCGACACCUGAACGAUGCUAUUCAGACGCUUCCUUCGGUGAAAGACUCUCCUCCAUUAGAACUCAUUCUCUCUGAGGUGAAUCGUCUGAUGAAAACCAAUUCAGCGAAACGACGGGAUAGUUUCAAUCCACUGGCUUACAUCUCUGAAGAAUCUUCAGUUUCUGUGGCCACGCGUGUUGCAAUGGUACUUUUUCUGAAUUCGAGGAACAUUCUCGGUGGUCUUCCAGCUCAUACACGUACACUGCGCCUUUAUCCGCGACCAGUGGUUGCAUUCCAGUUUGACAGUUUCAUGAAAUCACGCCCUCAACCGUGUCUAUUUACCAGUAUGCUGGCAAAAACACAGGCCGUGGAAUAUUUUGCCGAAAGCUCUCUUUGCGCGAUGAACGAGGCCUACCAACGUAUUAUCGCGGGUGAGUAUGCUCCGGAGGUGAUUGGUGACAAAGCCGAGUGGUUCUCCAGCCUACUUUUACCGGUGCAUUUUGAUGUUUGGCCUGAUCUGGUUGGUGCUGGUGGUAGCGAUGUUAGAUCUUCACGAGCUAGUCUGUCUGCGGACUUCACAGGCAGCCCCCUACUUUAUGCCCUGGUCGCUGCGCGGUUGCACUUGGCAACAUCGGCGAGUGUUCAAGAUGAGACGGGUGAGGCUCACAUUUCAAAUCUCUUGGGACAGCUUCCCACUUCUAUAUCGUUGCCGGACGAAGUAUCUGACUAUCCAACUGAUGAGAGUGCAAGCGACACCGAAACAGAACACAGUACGGCUUCCGUUACGUCGACAAUAAGUGACUUGGCUUCGGACUGUUUUGAUAGUGGAAUCGGUGAAUUUCACCACAGAUGCCAGCAGAUCGACGCCGACCUAGACAGGACUCGAGAUACUACAGACCUGACCACACCUGGUCCAGAUCAAAGCUCGCUGCUCACGGAUCCUGUGACAGUGAGGCCAGGUGAACCGCUACCCGCAGCUCUCCGAGCGCAUUUCAAUCCUCCUUCACAACCAGUGCUUGGUUUAUCGGACAAUCCAGGCGCCUCGGACGAGGAGAUGAAUCUCAACGGUCAUGACAAAGUGUCAAGCAAUGAAAGUCCGGAGGCAGGGGACAAUGAAAAUAGUGUUUCCUCAACAGUAUCCGGUGAGGGUGAUAGAGGAUUAACCACCGGCAAGGACGGUUACUCACGGUCAGGGGAUAUGUCAACUACUCAGACCUUGCGUACCCUUACCAGGCUUUCAGUCUCAAUGUUCAGCGGUGGUUCAUCCAGUCCAGACUGCGAUCCCGACCAGAGGAAACGAAGUGUCAUAUCAGAUGGUCGUAUAAAUUGGGGCUCGCCAUUUUUUGUCUUAUUAGGAGAGCUGUUCAACAUGAGACCAAACAAUAAUUUCAUUCGGAUUCCAGAAUUCUGUACAACUUGUGAACAGACAAAAAAAUCGUUCAGCUGUAGCACCCUUUCCGUGCCUAGCUGCCAUGCCACCCAAAGGUUGCACGAGGGCUUGGAUACUGCCAGGUUGCCCAAGCCUAGACAGGGAAAGUCGAGAGGCAGAGGUUGGGUGCGAACCACGGACCUUCUGGUCAGCUUGGGCAACCUGACAGUAUCCCAGCCCUCGUGCUUCCUUCGGGUAGCAUGGCAGCUAGGCACGGAAAGGGUGUUACAGCUGAACGAUUUUUUAUAUGCAGACCCAUAUGAACUUUCAGCACAAGCGAUUACACCAAGCUACUUGGAGGCCACCAAACGAAUCGUGGGCUUAGUUGGAUCAUAUAGCCACUCCUCGGAGGCGGAAAGUUUGCAAAGAAACGGAGAGGUCUCCAAGGAAUACAAAAGACGGCUGGAAGAUGACCGUUAUAUACUUUCUGUUGCAAAAUCAAUAAGAGAUGGAAGUCUUCCCGGUUUCUUCUCUCGAAAUCGGGUCAUCUCUAUGAUGGAGUCUGAGAAUCAUAGGAAUUUGAUUCUUUCUCGACUGAACGAGCCGAAUAUGAGUGCGGCGUUGAACGAUGCGACUCAGCAGUAUAUUGACGAUGUACCUCUUGAAACCUGGAAUCAAUACAAAGCCCUCGUUUGGAUUUUGCAACAAAUUGCAUUUGGUUUAGAAAUGAGCUUGCGCUCGGACAUAUUCAUCCCGACUCCGUCCAAUGUCCACUUAGAAUCCAGCAUUCAACGAUCUUCCAGGUCGACCGUACCACCGGUGCAGCCAAACAAUGGUGGAUUAGCGUCUGCAUUCACUCUACUUGAGUUGGCACACACUCAUUUCUAUCCACUGCCCAUACGACAAGAUCGUGGCGCGCGCGGAUUCAUGACCCCCGGCCCCGAAUCGAACUCCACACUCUCGCGCAACUCCCUUUCGUCUGCAACCCUAUCUGCGAUCUCUGACCUUCGUUCCCCUCCGCCGUCCGAAAAUAACGAUACGCCAGGUGUCAAUUCACCUUCUCCAGAAAGUAUUCAAUCGGAUAUGAUAUCGGACAGCUCUGGGUCUCAUUUUGGCCUAUCAUCCGCCGGAAUUGAUCAUUACCAACGUUCUACGCCCGUUCUACUCGGAUUACCCCAACAAAGGGGUCCAGAUUCAAGCAAGCAUUCUCCCGCUUUGAAAUCGCCCAUGUUGCUUCUUCCCCACAUCGAAAAGCUAAGAAGUACAUCAUCCAGCAGUACUUCUCUGGGUCCCACAGAAUCGAUCAAGCGUCAGGAUACCAGCAUCUCUGAUGGUCUCAUUUUGACCCCGAAGAGUGUCCGCACACGUGGAUAUAGGUACAUCCGCUCCCGUUUGGUUCAACUGGAAACGUCUAAUAACCCGUCCAUCAACGCUUUGCCUAUUCAUCGUCAUUCGUUUGCUGAAUCGGAUAUGAAGGAUUUGAUACAUCAAUCCAACUUGCAAGCUCAGCGGACAAGAAAACCUCGGACGGGGCGCACCUACGUAUUCGAGGAUCUGGUGAAUGAGAGUGGUCGACGAAACAAGUUGUGGGACGAUAUGCAGUUUUGGGAAGAUGCCUUUCUAGAUGCCGUGGCCCAGGAGCGUGAUAUCUUGGGUAUGGACUUUCGUCCUACAGAACUGUUGACCAGAUACAACCUGGCUAACCCGUUGAAAAAGAAACAUUUGGAGCUUGCGGAGGAUCGGCUUCUAGCUGGUUUGAUGCACAACCUCAUCUCGUUCAUGGUAAUGCUCGAAGUCAGUCUCCCCGAUAUUAGAAAGAAAGUCCGCCGUCUGCUUGCGAAAAGCCAUAUGGGCUUGCACUACUCACAAGAAAUCAGUCACCUGCUCGAUGUUUUGGAGUACCUUGCCGGGAACGAUAUUGAUUUGAAAACAAUUCAAAGCAGAACAAUCCCUCUGCGUUCCUACGAAGUCCGUUGGGGUACAGAUGACGACGGUGAGCUGGUGUUUAUAGAGGUGUGUGACGAUUGCCUGCUACUGCGAAGCCUCUCUGGUGCCAUAUUGGAUCGAUGGUGGUACGAUCAGUUGAUCAAUAUAACCCAUCGUCCACACACUCACAUCCUCGGUAUCUCGAUUCGCACGAACGGACAGUCGCACUUGAAUCUGUUCUACUCAAAGCGGUGUCAACAACUGUACCAUGAGAUUCGACGAGCAGUGGAGCUGGCUUCACUUCAGACUCAUCGUGGACCACUCGUUACCGAUUUAGGUGGUGAGCUAAACGUGGUAUGCAUGGAAAGUCAGCGUCCAGGAACCAUCAAACUAUUUCCUGAUGGUUUCUUCCUCAAAUUUGGCAACCAGAAAAAAUUUAUCAGUAUCCCAAACAUCAAACGCUGCAGCGCACCCCAACCUGACCUAUUUGUACUGGAUUAUUUUGAUCGAAAGAAGCAAUGUCUGUUUUCCAACAAAUUUCAAACAGAUAUGGCGCCGCACCUGCUCUAUUACUUUCACAUUAUGAUAACCAAUGUGUCCGCUUCAAUGCCGCCUACACCACGAGGAAUGCGCUCGCGGAAUCUAUCGUCUUUGACCCUCACACCGUCAGACAGUCUUUUCAAAGCCCCGCUUAUUUCAUCCACCCGUCGCUACUAACAUCCGGCCGGACACGUGUGCCCUUCCCCCCUCCAUGUAAAACCUCUCCUCACUCAUGGUCUUUUUCAUGCAUCCUGGCAUCUGUGAUACGAAGCAGUGUUUAUCAGCUUUUUUCCUCUGGACAAAAAGAACUUGGUAGGUUAUCUGCUCCUUCUGCACAUUGUGGAUUUAUUCCGUUCUUUGGCGGACAAAUGAUGUGUUUAUGCGAGGGAGGAUGAAUCGAACUUUGUUACUCCUAUCGGUGAUUGAAAAUCAGCUGCGAAGUUUAUAUUUAUUCAUCUCAGAUUCUCCCAUUUCCCCUGAAUCUCCGUGCCCCCGCAAAUGUACUAAUAUUCAGACAUAGUUCUGUUUGUUGUCAGUCAUUGCAUUGGUCCGUUCUUUGGUUGAAACAUUUCCUGUGAUCUUUUUUUUGUAAAUCGUGCGGUAUUUAACAUCUGUUCUCCUUGCUUCAGGUCCAAUUCAAAUUGUCACGCACGCACACACCCUUCCUGUCACGAACAUGUUGCAUUCCGAAUGUACUUUGGCCCGACUCUACACCAUGUUAAUGCAUGUAAUUGAGUGACUGGUGAGUGGUCCCGUUAGCUCUUUUCUUAACUCGUCAACAUUCCGUGGUUCUCUGCUUCCAUGACAUUCAAGGAAAUCAGAGUCGUUUUUUUCACCACAAGAAUUCUUUGUUGCAUUCGAGAAUGGAUCAUGUACCUGUUUUUUUUCUCUUUUUCUGGAUUGGCUGUAUUCUGCAUUAUUUCUACUUUAUUGGCUCACAUGACUUUGCCCAACUCGGUUUGGUUUUGAGGAUGCAUAGUUGUUCGAACCAGUGUCUUUUGGAUUUUGCGGUUGAGUUAUUUCUCAAUGACAGUCACUCCUACACUGUCUUUGUAUUAGACAAUGUAUAUGGGUAUUGAAC
This is a messenger RNA of Opisthorchis viverrini, 6280 nucleotides long. RefSeq lists its product as hypothetical. The transcript is spliced from 29 exons. The record is from RefSeq and is a predicted model, not a curated record. Gene Ontology annotation, molecular function: guanyl-nucleotide exchange factor activity. Gene Ontology annotation, biological process: regulation of apoptotic process; regulation of Rab protein signal transduction. The coding region runs from base 1 to 5376 and encodes 1791 amino acids. Lineage: Eukaryota; Metazoa; Platyhelminthes; Trematoda; Opisthorchiida; Opisthorchiidae. Gene Ontology annotation, cellular component: cytosol.